Messenger RNA from Chaetomium fimeti, 1458 nucleotides. Its product is annotated as succinyl-CoA synthetase-like protein. Gene Ontology annotation, molecular function: succinate-CoA ligase (GDP-forming) activity; succinate-CoA ligase (ADP-forming) activity. NCBI's taxonomy places the organism in Eukaryota, Fungi, Ascomycota, Sordariomycetes, Sordariales, Chaetomiaceae. Gene Ontology annotation, biological process: tricarboxylic acid cycle. The transcript has 5 exons. The record is from RefSeq and is a predicted model, not a curated record. Bases 177 to 1178 code for a protein of 333 amino acids. Gene Ontology annotation, cellular component: succinate-CoA ligase complex (ADP-forming); mitochondrion.
GCUGGACAAUUUUGGGCAAGGUCGCGGGUUGGAGAGAAAUGACGAAGGCUGUUGCAUCCCGUUAAACGACACCCUUGAUCAAGCCAUCACCAUUCUGCAUUGGCUCUUUCCUCCCGCUCACCUUGCUCCGACGACCUCCCUUCGAUUCCUCCGUUGCUCGCUUCAGAAACAACACAAUGCAGGCAUUCUCAAGGCAAUCGCGGCCCGCGGGCGCUCUCCUGCGACAGCUUGCCCAGAGGAACUACAGCUCCUCCGCCUCCCCCUAUGCUGCGACCAUCCAGAACCUUCGCAUCAACGGCGACACCAAGGUCCUCUACCAGGGUUUCACUGGCAAGCAGGGAACAUUCCACGCGCAACAGGCGAUCGAUUAUGGCACCAAGGUUGUUGGCGGCACCAACCCCAAGAAGGCCGGCCAAACGCAUCUUGGCCUCCCCGUUUUCGCCAACGUCGGCGAAGCUGUGAAGGAGACGGGCGCAAAUGCGACGGCCAUUUUCGUGCCGCCCCCACUCGCCGCUGCCGGUAUUGAAGAGGCUAUCGCCGCCGAGGUCCCGCUCGUUGUGUGCAUCACUGAGGGCAUCCCCCAGCAUGACAUGGUGCGCAUCACCUCGAUGCUCAAGUCGCAGAGCAAGACCCGCCUUGUGGGCCCCAACUGCCCUGGUAUCAUCGCACCCGGACAGUGCAAGAUCGGCAUCAUGCCCGGCUUCAUCCACAAGCGCGGCCGCAUCGGCAUCGUCAGCCGCUCCGGCACCCUGACCUACGAGGCCGUCAACCAGACCACCAACGCCGGCCUGGGCCAGUCGCUCGUCGUCGGCAUCGGCGGCGACCCCUUCAGCGGCACCAACUUCAUCGACUGCCUCAAGGUCUUCCUCGAGGACGCCGAGACGGACGGCAUCAUCAUGAUUGGCGAGAUCGGCGGUUCCGCCGAGGAGGACGCCGCCGACUUCAUCCGCGAGAACAACACCGUCAACGGCGGCAAGCCCGUCGUGUCCUUCAUCGCCGGUAUCUCGGCGCCCCCCGGCCGCCGCAUGGGCCACGCCGGCGCCAUCGUGUCCGGCGGCAAGGGCGGUGCCGACUCCAAGAUCAAGGCGCUCGAGUCGGCCGGCGUCAUCGUCGAGCGGUCGCCCGCCGGUCUGGGCAAGGCCCUCCGCGACGAGUUCGUCAGGCGCGAUCUUCUCUAAAUCACGAGCGCCAUAGUAUCAUGGUAAUGCUAUCCCGGCGCUGGCCUUGUACAUGAUGUUGGUCCUUUCUUUUGUCACCGUGAGUGAAUGCGGAGGGUGGCUAGAGAGGAGCGGUCAGUUGUGAGAGUAAGGAGAGUACGCUCAGGGAGCGGGGUGAAACUAAGGCAUUAGCAAACUUAUAGACUGGGGGGAACUUGGUGGUUUGGCAUAAUACGUUGUGCAUUAUGAGCCUCUUGUUUUUUUAUCGUGCAUUUCACCAACAUGCUUCGAGGUCCGUCUA